GGGCGCUGGUUGGCUAGAGCGGCCAUCAGUUAGGGACCAGGCCUUGAUAAUCCGUCCCCGAGCUCCGAGGGGGCGGGUUCGGGUGCGGGCGCGGCGGGGGCUGCUGCUUCAGAAUCUGACCAGAUGAAUUUUUAAUGAGCCCAUGAAGGACUUCCAACUCUCGCCUUCCCCUUCUGAAGGUUCACAGCACAUCCUUUUGAGCAUCAUUUCCAAUUUUGCCUGGGGGACUGACGAAACUCAGCAGGGUGUGUCUGACAGCUACUCCAGAAAACAUGGCCAAGUUUGCCCUGAAUCAGAACCUGCCUGACCUGGGCGGCCCUCGCCUGGGCCCUGGCCCCACCGCGGGCGCCCGCAGCCCGAGCUCGCCCUACUCAGUGGAGACACCCUAUGGCUUCCACCUCGACCUGGACUUCCUCAAGUACGUGGAGGAGCUGGAGCGCGGCUCCGCCACCCGCCGUGCCCCGGGCCCGCUGCCUGCGCGCCGCCCCAGAGCACCCCGGGCUGGCCUCGCAGGCGCGCGCAGCCCAGGCGCCUGGACGUCCAGCGAGUCCCUGGCUAGUGACGAUGGGGGAGCAUCGGGCGCGCUCUCCCCGGGCGCACCCUCGGGGCUCCUGCGGCAGCCGCUGUCGCCGCGCGUGCCCGUGCGGAACCCGCGCGUCGAGCACACGCUUCUGGAGACGAGCCGGCGGCUGGAGCUCGCGCAGGCGCACGAGGGCGCGCCCAGCCCCGCCCGCGCCGUCCCGCGCAGCCCGCGUGGGUCGGGCCGCAGCAGCCCCGCCUCCAACCCCGCCCUCGCUUCUCCCGGUCCCGCGCAACUGCAGCUGGUGCGCGAGCAGAUGGCCGCGGCUCUGCGGCGCCUGCGCGAGCUCGAGGAACAGGCGCGCGCGCUGCCAGAGCUGCAGGAGCAGGUGCGCGCGCUGCGCGCCGAGAAGGCUCGGCUGCUGGCUGGGCGCGGGCAGCCGGAGCCCGACGGGGAGGCCGAGGCGCGCCCCGACAAGCUAGCUCAGCUGCGGCGGCUCACCGAACGCUUGGCCACCUCCGAGCGCGGUGUUCGCGCCAAGGCCAGCCCGUGGGCCGAUGGCCCCGACGGGCCGGCUUCCAGGCGCAGUGAGGGCACGCUCGAGGUCCCCGAUGAGGUGGCCGGGACGCCCGACGGGGCGCCGCAGACGCAGGAGGCUGGCGCCCAGGCCGUGCCGGAGACCCAGGACGCUAGGGCCCAGGCAGUGCCGGAGACCCGGGAGGCCGGCGUGGAGGCGGCCCCCGAGACCCUCGAGGCAGACGCGUGGGUGACCGAGGCGCUGCUGGGGUUGCCCGCCGCCGCCGAGCGCGAGCUGGAGCUGCUGCGAGCCAGCCUGGAGCACCAGCGCGGGGUGAGCGAGCUCCUGCGCUCCCGGCUGCGCGAGCUGGAGGAGGCCCGCGAGGCUGCCGAGGAGGAAGAGGCGGCAGCGGCAGCCCGGCCCCAGCCGCGCGAUGCAGCCACCCAGACCCCGUGGGGUUGUGCCGCGAAGGCCACACAGACCGAGAUCCCCGCGGAGGCUCCUCCCCUGACCCAGGAGAACCCGUCAGGACCUGCGGAUGGGGACAGAGUCGCGGCCCCCGCGGGCACCCUCAAAUCCAUCAUGAAGAGGAGAGAUGCUACACCUGGCGCCCAACCCAGCCCCGGACCCAAGAGCCUGCAGUUUGUUGGGGUCCUCAACGGAGAGUAUGAGAGCUCUUCCAGCGAGGACGACGACAGCGACAGCGAGGACGGUGCUGCCGAUCCUCCAAAGAGCAGUUCCUCCGGCUCCGGGGACGACAGCGGCAGGGAAGUCCCGGACCCCGAGCCCGAGCCGGAGGCAGAACCUCAGCCGGGUGCGCAGGGGAGGUGCGAGCUGAGCCCGCGUUUGAGGGAGGCGUGCGCAGCGCUGCACCGGCAGCUGAGCCGGCCGCGCGGAGUCGCCCGCGACGGCGGCGCGGCGCGCAUAGUGGCCCAGGAGUGGUUUCGGGUGUCGAGCCAGCGGCGCUCUCAGGCGGAGCCCGUGGCUGGGGUGCUGGGCGCCGUGGCGCGCCUGGGACCCGAGCUGCUGGCCCACGUGGUGAACCUGGCGGAUGGCAACGGGAACACAGCCCUGCACUACAGCGUGUCCCAUGGGAACCUGGCCAUCUCGAACUUGCUGCUGGACACCGGGGUCUGCGAGGUCGACCGCCAGAAUCGGGCAGGCUACUCAGCCCUCAUGCUGGCCGCGCUCACCUCUGUGGGGCGAGAAGAGGACACGGCUGUGGUUCAGAGGCUCUUCCACAUGGGCAAUGUUAACGCCAAGGCCAGCCAGACAGGACAGACAGCCCUUAUGCUGGCUAUCAGCCAUGGCCGCCAGGACAUGGUGGCGGCCCUGCUGGCCUGUGGGGCAGACGUGAACGCACAGGAUGCAGACGGGGCCACAGCACUGAUGUGCGCCAGUGAGUACGGGCGCCUGGACACCGUCCGCUUGCUGUUGGCCCAGCCGGGCUGCGACCCGGCCCUCCUGGACAACGAGGGCACCAGUGCCCUGGCCAUUGCCCUGGAGGCCGAGCAGGAGGAGGUAGCUGCCCUGCUGCAUGCCCACCUGAGCUCCGGGCAGCUGGACUCCCCGUCACCCCUUGACGCCCCCGCGGCUGUGCCUGGUGAAGGAGAAUGCAGUGACCACAGAGAAGACCCUCAGCCACAGUGAACGGCCUGGCACCCUGGACCUGGACUGGGUGCAGGGCGGAUCUUUCCUUUCUUCACCCCAGCCCAUGGGGGCACAGCAGGGGCCAGGGUUUGCUAUCCAGAUGCUAGCCCUGGGCCAAAAGAAAGGCUUGGAUGGUCCGUGUUCCGGAGGGGCUCACCUUGGACCAGCAGGAUGAGACGGGCUGAAUGAAAAGUGACAAGGCCCCCGAGUCCACCCACUCACAGAAUAAAACAUUACUAACUCAGCUUGUGUCUUGUUUUGGGGACACAAGCACAUAGCUCCCACACCCCAAGUCUUCAGAGAACAAAGGCAGGGAGAGGCCCCCACUGGAGAGUUUUGUAAGUCCAGUGACAGCCCAAACGAGAACCCAAAUUUACGUACAACAUAAACGCUUUAUUAACAAUCGCAGAUCCAUCCCCGUGAGACAAGUGGUCGACCCAGACAGCCUGGACCCUGUAAACAGACCCAAACAUUAGAUACUGAUGGGGUACCCAGCAACUGAUAAAAUCCCUGCCUCCCUCCCCGGCCUUGCAAAUCUCAGAUCAUUGUACACCCCCCCACCCUGAGACCCUCACCCGUGGAUUUGGUGAAGCCUUCCUGCUACCAACAAGGGUCUAAUGGGUUUGCUGCUUCCCAUCCCAGUGCUGCACUCACCAGCCACAAGUUCAGCGCAACCUCCGAGCUUCUCGCUCUGACUCCAAGAGGGUGAGCACGUCGCCCUCACGCACAGGGCCUUUCACGUUGCGGAUGAUGGAGCGGCUCGUGUCGUCCAUGAACUCCACACGCACCUACGGGGCCCACCAGAGGGACGCGGAGUUAGGACAAGUCAGGGAUGGGCACCGCGUGGUAGGCAGCAGACUUCAAUACAAGAGGGCGUGUUGGGACCAACCCGGAGACACUUAGAGGACUAGGGAACUGCGUCUGGCAGGCAGAGCUGAGCCAGGACAGAAGCCGAAGAAAGUCAAGACGUGGAGAACAAAGUUCUCGAGAGACUAAAACAGUAGGAACAGCUGUAGCUCAAGUCCUGCUCGGGGCGGGGAGUACACUCAGAAGGGCAUGGAGCCACAAAGAGCUCGCUGAGACGGCCCAAGAAAGAGGAACGUCGGAACCCGGAGAAUGAGGUUGACGGAGCUCAGACGUGGUGGGCAAGGCCCUAGUGAGGGCUCGGACGCUCCGGGAGCCCUUGGGAUACAAGGGACUUCUGAUCUCAGAGUCCAGCCGGCUUGGCAAUCAUCAGGGCUCAGCCCGGGGCGCCCCCACCCGCGCUCGCUCACCUGCGUGCACUGUCCCUGCGAGCCGGUCCUGCCCAGCACCUUGGUGACCUGGCGGAAAGAAACUGGGAUCAGACCUGCCUAGCCCUUUCCCCAUCCCAUCUUUCUUCCCCCGGGUCCCCAAAUCAGGACCCCCACCUCACCCUGGCCAGUUUGAUGGGCUGCACACGGCUCGUGUCCAUGAUGGCGGCGCGGCGGCGGUCGGGCGGAGAGGGGUCACGUGCUCCGAGAAGAGCCUUUAUACUACAUAGUAGCCCCGCCCACUCCAGCCCUCGCGAGACCUGGAGGGUUUUCCCAGCAGCCCCCACGGUAGAGACGUCACCGGCGCCCUUCAGCGCAGACGGAAGAUGGCGUCCGCUACCCGCUUCAUCCAGCGGCUGCGGAACUGGGCGUCCGGGCAAGACUUGCAGGCGAAGUUGCAGCUGCGCUACCAGGAGAUCUCCAAGCGCUCACCUGCCGCUGCCACUGAGAAGAAGGCCGUGUCGCCGGCUCCUCCCAUAAAGAGGUGGGAGCUGUCCAAGGACCAGCCUUACCUGUGACUGCACCCUGGGGCACCUGGCCCGGCCCUCAGGGCCACCUGAGGGCUUCCCCUCCUUGUAUUCCCUCCGGGGAGACCGGGACCUAAUUUAUGAUAAAUACACCCUGCUCUCCGGUGUCA
Messenger RNA from Acinonyx jubatus (cheetah), 4616 nucleotides. RefSeq names its product KN motif and ankyrin repeat domains 3 (gene KANK3). Gene Ontology annotation, molecular function: protein binding. The record is from RefSeq and is a predicted model, not a curated record. Gene Ontology annotation, cellular component: cytoplasm; cytoskeleton. The transcript has 14 exons. Bases 273 to 2687 code for a protein of 804 amino acids. Lineage: Eukaryota; Metazoa; Chordata; Mammalia; Carnivora; Felidae. Gene Ontology annotation, biological process: negative regulation of actin filament polymerization.